AUGAAGCAUACAAGGCAUGAGGAUGUACUAAAAGCAUUGCAACUUAUUGAUGAGAUGGUUGAUAAGGAUGUACCAAUAAACAAAGGAUUUUGCCAAAAAGGUCAUAAGGAUGUACUAAAAGCAUUGCAACUUAUUGAUGAGAUGGUUGAUAAGGAUGUACCAAUAAACAAAGGAUUUUGCCAAAAAGGGUUGCCAGACGAAGCAUACAAGGUAUUUAGAGGAAUCGAAGAGGGUGGAUGUUUAUUAGAUGCUUAUUGUUAUAAUGUGAUUAUUCAAGGGUCUCUCAGGCAUAAGGAUGUACCAAAAGCAUUGCAACUUAUUGAUGAGAUGGUUGAUAAGGGAUUCUUUGCAGAUGCUACCACCACUGAUUUAAUUUACAUUUAUCGCGCAAUAACCAUCUCAUUUUGA
Messenger RNA from Hevea brasiliensis (rubber tree), 408 nucleotides. Its product is annotated as pentatricopeptide repeat-containing protein At1g12300, mitochondrial-like. The coding region runs from base 1 to 408 and encodes 135 amino acids. Gene Ontology annotation, molecular function: protein binding. NCBI's taxonomy places the organism in Eukaryota, Viridiplantae, Streptophyta, Magnoliopsida, Malpighiales, Euphorbiaceae. The record is from RefSeq and is a predicted model, not a curated record. The transcript has 3 exons.